GCCAAGAAAAAGAAAGCUGGGGACAUGGCACUAGCAUCAUUUAUUGAUGGCAAGUUGGAAGAGAUUGACCUCAGACAUUGUGCAAGCACUGGCACUGAGAAUCCUGCCGCUGUCCCAGCUGGUAAUCAGCUAGUGAGUCAGGAGUCCUCUACAAAAGGUGCCAUCUCCUGGAGAACAUACCGCACAUACUCCCAGGCACUUGGAGGAUCCACAGUCUUCAGCAAUUGGUGGUUUAGCUUCUGGAUGGCAAGUGGUGAUGGGUCAUCCAGUAACACAACUGCAGUCCAGGGAGAAAUCUCUCAAAAUCCACACCUUCACUUCUACCAGGUUAUUUAUGCUGCAACAGUGGUUGUCAUUGUUGUACUUUCCAUUGUGAAAUCCAUAAUCUACACUUAUUUCACCUUGAAGGCCUCCUGCAAAUUCCAUGACAUGCUGUUCAAAAAGAUUAUUGAUAGUCCAAUGAGUUUCUUUGACACAACUCCAACGGGCCGACUUCUAAAUACUGGUGACUGCCAGUGGUGCCACUUCUCUAAAGAUCAAGACGAAGUGGAAACUGUCCUUCCUCUUGUCAUGGACUCUUUCUUACAGUGUUCUCUACUCGUCGCAUCCACAGUUGUUGUCAUCUCAGUUAUUUUCCCCGCCAUGCUUGUAGUUGGAGUUAUUAUGGCAGCUUUUCUUGCCUUUACUGUCUUUGUAUUCCAGAGGAGUAUACGUCAUAUGAAGAAUCUAGAAAACAUCAGUCGCUCUCCAUGGUUUUCUCUAACCCCCUCAACUUUGCAUGGCCUCAGCACCAUCCAUGCCUAUAGUAGAAGAGACAGCCUUAUAGAACAGUUCAAUAUCUUGACUGAUAUCAACUCCAAAUACCUUUUCAUGUUUAAUGCUGGCACACGUGCAUUCGCCUUCUGCCUGGAAUUAAUGGCUGCUACUACGACGCUGUUUGUGGCUCUCUUUGUAGUGCUCAGCAGUAAUGACUUAAUCAGUCCAUCCUUGAAAGGCCUCGCGAUAUCCUAUUCCUUGCAGUUGACAGGCAUGCUUCAAUAUGUAGCCAGACUCUCGAUAGAAGUGGAAGCAAGAUUCGACUCAGCGAAACGGCUCCAGGAAUAUGUCACGGAUUGUAAGUCUGAGGUUCCCAGGCAUGUUAAGGAGACUCAGAUCCCACAGGACUGGCCUAGCAGUGGGGGCAUCACCUUUGUAGACUAUAAGAUGAGGUACAGAGAGAAUUCACCAAUUGUCCUGAAUGGCAUUGAUUUCCACAUUCAACCUGGAGAGAAGCUGGGGAUCGUGGGAAGGACUGGCUCUGGAAAAUCGUCUUUAGGAGUAGCUCUAUUUAGACUUGUGGAGCCUGCAGCAGGAACCAUACUGAUAGAUGGGGUGGACAUCAUGUCCAUUGGCCUGCAAGACCUGCGUAGCAAAUUGUCUGUGAUUCCUCAGGACCCUGUGCUAUUUGUUGGUACAGUCAGGUACAACUUGGACCCCUUUAAUAAAUACACUGAUGAGGAGAUCUGGGCAGCGCUCGAGAAGAGCUACAUGAAGGACUCGAUCUCAAAGCUGGAGGGGAAGCUUGAAGCACAUGUUAUGGAGAAUGGAGAAAACUUCUCUGUAGGCCAGAGACAGCUGAUCUGUAUGGCUAGAGCUUUACUCCGUAACUCCAAGAUCAUUCUUUUGGAUGAAGCCACUGCCUCCAUAGAUGCAGAGACGGAUGCUCUGAUCCAAAACACCAUCCAAGAAGCCUUGCGUAAUAGCACUAUGCUCACAAUAGCUCAUCGGCUCAGCACUGUGAUGUAUGCAGAUCGUAUUCUGGUCAUGGAUAAUGGACAGGUGGCAGAGUUGGAUGAUCCAAAUACACUGAAGCAAAAGCCAUUCUCUAUGUUCUCAUUACUGCUGACUGCUUCAAACACUGUAAAUUUGUGAAACAAAGUAAACCUUGAAACCAAAGAACAUCUGUGGAGUAGGCACAUGUAUUUACUAUUUUAAUGACUAUUCUGUAUAUUUAAAAAUGUUAAUUAUUUUAUUGCCUUUGUCUUUAAAGUUUAAAUCUAUAAUUGU
This is a messenger RNA of Haplochromis burtoni (Burton's mouthbrooder), 2046 nucleotides long. RefSeq names its product ATP-binding cassette sub-family C member 12. Gene Ontology annotation, molecular function: ABC-type transporter activity; ATP binding; ATP hydrolysis activity. Gene Ontology annotation, cellular component: membrane. Gene Ontology annotation, biological process: transmembrane transport. Lineage: Eukaryota; Metazoa; Chordata; Actinopteri; Cichliformes; Cichlidae. The record is from RefSeq and is a predicted model, not a curated record.